This is a messenger RNA of Letharia columbiana, 1077 nucleotides long. RefSeq lists its product as uncharacterized. The transcript is spliced from 6 exons. Bases 1 to 1077 code for a protein of 358 amino acids. NCBI's taxonomy places the organism in Eukaryota, Fungi, Ascomycota, Lecanoromycetes, Lecanorales, Parmeliaceae. The record is from RefSeq and is a predicted model, not a curated record.
AUGGCUAGUCUCCCCGUCAAUCCAGGUCACGAGGGUCUCGUAGGAAAAUCACACCUGUUGGGCCAGCGACCACGAGGUCAAUCCCAGCCAAUGCCUCAUGCUGAGCCUGAGAGCGCUAUCGAAAGGGACCAGAGGAUCGGCUUGCAAAGAAUAAGAGACUUCCUCAAAGUGAGGACAAGCUAUGAUGUCCUGCCCUUGAGCUUUCGCUUAAUCAUCUUUGACACUGCCCUCUUGGUCAAGAAGAGCCUCACUAUCCUCAUCCAGAAUGGCAUCGUCUCCGCGCCCCUUUGGGACUCCAAGACAUCCUCUUUCGCAGGACUCUUGACUACUUCCGACUACCUCAAUCUCAUCCAAUACUACUGGCAGAAUCCUGAAGCUGUGAGCCGCAUUGACCAAUUCAAAUUGAACAGCUUACGCGACAUCGAGAGGGCCAUUGGCGUCCAGCCUCUCGAGACUGUGUCCAUACAUCCCCAAAAGCCGCUGUACGAGGCGUGUCGGCGCAUGCUUGAAUCUCGGGCGCGGCGGAUACCAUUGGUCGACAUCGACGAUGAGACCAAACGUGCUAUGGUAGUCAGUGUGGUGACUCAGUAUCGGAUUCUGAAGUUCGUUGCGGUCAACGUUUCAGAGACCCAAUUGCUGCGUAAGCCGCUGAAGCACCUCAAGCUUGGCACGUACAAGAAUCUUGAGACUGCCAAGAUGGAAACGCCUGUUUUUGAGGUCAUCCAUCAGCUUGUUAACAGUGCGAUAUCCAGUGUGCCAAUUCUGAACAGCGACGGCGUUGUCACCAACGUAUUCGAGGCUGUAGAUGUCAUCACGUUGAUCAAAGAUACGAACUACGACAAUCUCAACCUCAAUGUCGGCGAAGCCCUUCAGAAACGGCAAGAGGACUUUCCGGGAAUCUAUACGUGCUACAUUGAUGACCGUCUAGAUACGAUCUUUGACACGAUACGAAAAUCGCGGGUGCAUCGCCUGGUUGUGGUAGAUGAAGACAACCGGUUGAUUGGGUUGUUGACCUUGAGUGAUAUCCUCGAGUACAUACUUCUUGAAGGAGAAGGGGACGAUAGCAAACAGCAAUAA